UGUUCGUACUCGAGCUGCGCUGGCAUGCAGACAGUUCCUCCAACUACUCGACUACCUAAAAGAUGUCCGUAGCCGUGGAAGAGGGACGAGUGCGCCCGGAGGAUAAACGGAGAGGAUGGAGAUGUGUUUGGGCGCUGUUUCCUCAUAUCUUUCUCAUCCUCUCUCUUAUCGGCUACGCGGUUUUAGGCGCAUGGAUUUUUCUGGCUAUUGAGGGAAGAACCAACGCCAACAUCAGGGGAGAGAAGGAGUACCGAAAGUUUGUGCGCCAAGUCGUGGACACUGUUCACAAUCACUCCGCUCAUCCCAAGGAACGAUUGCUGGACAUUGUGGGACAGAAGAUCUUACAGGACUACAAAGCCGUGUGGUCACAGAGACCCCAACGCUGGCACUUCUAUGGUUCUCUUUUUUUCUGCUGUACGGUCUUCACAACUGUGGGCUAUGGAGACAUGUACCCAGUGACUCUGCCUGGUAGGAUAGCCUGCAUCCUCUAUGCCAUGGUGGGCAUUCCCCUCAUGCUGCUGGUCAUCUCAGAUGUUGGAGACAUUCUGGCCAAGUUGGUGUUUAACGUGUACAGGAGCGUGCACGCCUGCUGGCGCCGUUCUUGCUCACACAUGUGGAGCCCUGCUGGAGGUGCGGAGAAGCCACAAGGGGGCGCCAGAUGCAUCUACGACGGCACCUACAACACCUCCAAUCAGGUCGCCAUAGUGCACGAUACUCAGCUGGACGUCAGCCGGAUGGUCCGAACCCAGUCGUCUGUGAAGCACAAACCCGUGCAGGUCUUCGACAACAUUGAGAUCUUUGACCGCAUUGUCGCAAGGGAGAAAUUCAAGCGGCAGGACCAACUGGCUCGUUCCUGUUCCUGCCCCGAACUCAAUCAGAUGGCCCCUCCACCCACCAGCUAUGGCAUGUGGGACUUCACCUCCAUUGGCCAGGAGAUGGAGCGCUUCAAUGUGCCUUUCCUGAUCAUCCUCCUCGUCAUCUUCGCCUACAUCCUGGGCUGGGCACUCAUCUUGCCGCUUUGGGAGACAGAAUUCUCCAUUUUCGACGCCUUCUAUUUCUGCUUCAUCACACUCACCACCAUUGGCUUCGGUGACAUUGUGCCACAGCACCCAAAGUUUUUCAUGCUCACCUUCCUCUUCAUCAUCUCAGGGAUGGCCAUCAUGAGCAUGGCCUUCAAGCUGGGCCAGACACGUAUCGUCAGCUGCUACCGCCGCUGCAUCGGUUGUGUCAGCUGCCUCAGCGAUGGGAAAGGGAGCAAAGAUAGGGUGCAGGGGCAGUAA
This is a messenger RNA of Electrophorus electricus (electric eel), 1280 nucleotides long. It is a transcript of the gene kcnk18, whose product is annotated as potassium channel, subfamily K, member 18. The record is from RefSeq and is a predicted model, not a curated record. Gene Ontology annotation, cellular component: plasma membrane. Gene Ontology annotation, molecular function: potassium ion leak channel activity; outward rectifier potassium channel activity. NCBI's taxonomy places the organism in Eukaryota, Metazoa, Chordata, Actinopteri, Gymnotiformes, Gymnotidae. Gene Ontology annotation, biological process: potassium ion transmembrane transport; stabilization of membrane potential.